This is a messenger RNA of Drosophila takahashii, 1737 nucleotides long. RefSeq names its product prolyl-4-hydroxylase-alpha MP (gene PH4alphaMP). NCBI's taxonomy places the organism in Eukaryota, Metazoa, Arthropoda, Insecta, Diptera, Drosophilidae. Gene Ontology annotation, molecular function: procollagen-proline 4-dioxygenase activity; protein binding; iron ion binding. Gene Ontology annotation, biological process: peptidyl-proline hydroxylation to 4-hydroxy-L-proline. Gene Ontology annotation, cellular component: endoplasmic reticulum. The record is from RefSeq and is a predicted model, not a curated record.
GCAAGCAAAAUAAACCGCGAUCCGCAAUUCGAGAGCCGGUGUCAUUUUAUCGGUUAAGUGAUAUGAUUUCGGCCACGGGUGUCCUUUUUUUGGUGCUGCAGGUAUUAUCCUGUCACGGCGAGUUCUUCAGUUCCACCUCGGGUCUCGAAAAGUUAUUCGAAACGGAGGUUGUCCUCCUGGCAGAACUGCAGAAUUAUGUAAAUGAAAUUAAUCAACAAGCUGAGGCGUUGCAGAGCGAGAUCGAUGCCAUCCGCGUGGAGCACCUGAAUGCCGCCGAUGGAAUCGAUGACUACCUCAACAAUCCGGUGAACGCGUUCCGGCUAAUUAAACGCCUUCACAGCGACUGGGAGACCUUCGAGGGCAGUGUUUCGGCGGAUUCGAGUCGUUCAAACUACCUCGAGAUGAUGGCCAGAUAUAGGGCGAAUCUAAGCUUUCCUUCGGCGGACGAUUUUGUGGGUUCAGCAAUUGCUCUCACUCGGCUUCAGCAGACCUAUCAAUUGGAUGUGGCCGAGUUGGCCAGUGGAAUUCUAAAUGGCGUUAAAUAUGGUUCGGCCAUGUCCUGGCAGGAUUGCUUUGUGCUCGGUCAGCAUCUGUACGCUCUGAGGGACUACAACCACACGGUUCCCUGGCUGCAGCAGUCGAUGCAGUUGCUCGGCGAACAGUCCUACGGCUCGGAAUCCUCCUCCCUGGACUUCAUGGAGGCGGUGGUGGAAUACCAUCGGGAGAUGGGUGCCCACGAGAGUGCCUUGAGUCUGGUGAACCAUGUGCUGUCCAUUGAACCGGAUGAGAGGAGUCACCUGCUGGAGGCUCGCCAGCAUCUGGAGGAGUUAAUAACGGAUGGGGAUAAGAACGGGCUGCUCCACAUGACAGCUAGAAGACCGGGGGACUACCAUGAAUCCCGGGAAUUUCGGAUGUACGAGCAGGUUUGCCGUGGGGAAUUAACUCCACCUCCUUCCAAGCAGCGAAAUCUCAGGUGUCGCCUGAGAAAAAGUCACUUAGGAUAUGCUCCUUUCAAAUUGGAGGAGCUUAGCUUGGAUCCUUUAGUAGUACAGCUGCACCAGGUGGUUAGCUCUCAGGACUCGGAAUUCCUACAGAGAACAGCCCGUCCCAGGAUAAAAAGAUCCACUGUGUAUUCCCUAGGAGGAAGUGGAGAAUCCACUGCAGCCGCCUUUCGCACCAGUCAAGGUGCCUCCUUCAAUUAUUCCAGGAAUGCGGUGACUAAACUUUUAAGCCAACAUAUGGCUGACUUCUCGGGUCUGGACAUGGACUAUGCGGAGGAUCUGCAGGUGGCAAACUAUGGAAUCGGUGGGCAUUACGAGCCCCAUUGGGACAGCUUUCCCGAAAAUCACGUUUACCAGGAGGAGGAUUUUCUUGGCAACCGCAUCGCCACGGGCAUAUAUUACCUCUCAGAUGUUGAAGCUGGAGGUGGAACCGCCUUCCCCUUUUUGCCCCUGCUCGUGACCCCCGAAAUGGGCAGCCUGCUCUUCUGGUACAAUCUUCAUCCUUCGGGAGACCAGGACUAUCGCACCAAACACGCCGCCUGUCCCGUUCUUCAGGGCAGCAAGUGGAUUGCCAACGUUUGGGUUCGAGAACGCCAUCAGGAUAAAGUAAGACCCUGCGAGCUACAAAGGAACCAGGAAAUCUCAUUGCAUUACAGGGACUUUGACUGAUUUCGUAUUGAUUUUGUGUAACAAAUAAGAAAACCACUCAUUAAAGUAAGAUAUUAAUUUAUUAAAA